AUUCUGUCAAACGUGAAUGUCCUCAGUCGUCAUCCGAUGCCAACCACAUACCGUACCAAUGCCUCGACCCAUCACCAUUUCUUUUUGAUCUCGUUAUUGGGCCCUCUCAUAUUUUUCUUUUUCAAUGUGACCCUACACUCUGACUCUGUAUUUUGAUGGUCGAUGAACGUACAACAUACUGAUCGCUUUCAGCGCGAGAGAUCUCGGUCCCCUCGCCGUCGAUCGAGGAGUCCUCGCCGCACUCGUCGUUCGUACUCUCCUCGAAGUCGAUCCCGGAGCCGGGACGAUUACCGCCGAGGCGACCGCCGAUCUCGUUCGCCCGUUGGUGGUCCCGCUGGUGCCCCAGGAAGCUAUCCAGCUUCUUCUCGUGUGCCACCGCCCCGAAACUUUGAGGAACGGUCCGUCGCAAAGGAACAAAUGAUGCAAUCCGUGCGAGAUUCGUCCCAGCAGGACCGUCGGGUCUAUGUGGGCAACCUUUCUUACGAUGUCAAGUGGCAUCACCUGAAGGAUUUUAUGAGGCAGGCUGGAGAGGUUCUCUUCGCCGAUGUCUUACUGCUUCCGAAUGGAAUGUCGAAGGGAUGCGGAAUUGUGGAAUACGCGACGAAGGAGCAGGCCCAAAAUGCGGUCAGCACGCUCAGCAACCAGAACCUCAUGGGCCGUCUGGUCUACGUCCGAGAACGUGAUCUUUCACAGGACCGUGAGGCAGAACCCCGAUUCACAGGACCUCCUGCUCGCGGAGGCUUCGAUGGAGGCCCCGGCCGCGGUGGCUUCGGCGGCGGAUUCGGUGGUGGCGGCGCCCCCAGUGCGGGUGGCGGCCGCCAGCUCUACGUCUCCAACCUUCCCUACACGGUAGGCUGGCAAGAUCUCAAGGAUCUUUUCCGUCAAGCUGCGCACAUGGGCUCUGUCGUACGCGCCGAUGUUCAUAUGGGCCCCGACGGUCGCCCCAAGGGUUCCGGUAUUGUCGCCUUUGAAUCUCCUGAGGAUGCUCGCAACGCUAUCCAGCAGUUCAAUGGAUAUGAAUGGCAGGGACGGGCUAUCGAGGUCCGCGAAGACCGAUUUGCCGGGCCCGGUCCCGGCUUUGGAGGUCGUGGCGGGUUUGGUGGCGGGUUUGGCGGUCGUGGCGGAUUCGGUGGCCGCGGCGGCUUCGCUGGUCGUGGAGGUUUUGGCGGCGGUUAUGGUGGCCGAGGCGGUAUGGGCGGUGGCUAUGGCGGCCCUCCCGCUGGCGGGUUCGAUGCCGCUCCCGUCGUCCCUCCUAACACCUUCACCGACUUUGCCACCUCGGGGGGCGAGCGAAGUGAGACUAUUCACGUGCGCAAUCUCCCGUGGUCCACCAGCAACGACGAUCUCAUAGAGCUCUUCACAACGAUUGGCAAAGUCGAACGUGCCGAGAUCCAGUAUGAGCCCAAUGGACGCUCGCGCGGAACUGGUGUCGUUCAAUUUGACUCACCGGACACGGCCGAGGUUGCCAUUUCCAAAUUCUCUGGUUACCACUACGGCGGUCGUCCUCUAGGGCUUAGCUUUGUCCGAUACACCAAUGCGGGCCCUGGCAGCGAUGCCAUGCAGGUGCAGCCCGAACCUCCUGCCGGUCUGACCCAGGAUCAGAUUAUGUAAAACGGCUCAAGUACUCUAUGUCUCGGUUUUAAACCUUUCAAUGGCCUUUUUCACGCGUUUUGUCUUAUCUUUUUUUUUCCUCUGCGUGAGCAAUAUUUGUCUUUCAAUUUACUAGAAUCGACUCGUCUGAUGCUGCAAACGCCCGUCCCCUUGUAGUCAGUCCUUGCUUCCAUAUUUGUUCUCUCUUGCUUCUUCGCUCAUGUACGGGUUGAAAGUAAAUGCCCUAAAUUCGAAGAAACCGUAGGGAAUGUCAUGGACGUAACGGGCAGGACACCUUCGGACAUGCAACGCCAUUGAUCGGUGGCGAGGGUUUCUGGCCGACUUCGGUAGCUGUUU
Molecule: messenger RNA, 1947 nt
Organism: Xylona heveae TC161
Lineage: Eukaryota; Fungi; Ascomycota; Xylonomycetes; Xylonales; Xylonaceae
Product: RNA-binding domain-containing protein
Exons: 9
Coding region: 163-1611 (482 amino acids)
Cellular component (GO): cytoplasm; nucleus
Molecular function (GO): mRNA binding
Source: RefSeq, a predicted model, not a curated record